AUGGCAAAUACUCAAAAUGUUGACUCUUUCAAUCCGGUGUUGAAACGGCUGCCCGUCCCUGCGCUGCAGGAUACGCUGAACAGGUACCUGGACAGGGUGGAGCCCCUACAGGACCAGAGGCAGAACAAGCGGACGCGGGAUGCUGUGUUCUGCCCUGAGAACAUGGAGAAUCUUACUGUGCUGCACGAGAAACUGCUCGAGUACGACAAGCAGCUCGCUGUGGAGCAGCCGAAGUCGUCGUACAUCGAGCAGUUCUGGUACGAUGCGUACUUGCUGUACGAUGCGUCUGUCGUGUUGAACGUGAACCCGUUCUUCCAACUGCAGGAUGACCCGACGUUGAAGGACACGGCUUUGUCGGAGGACGGGCCCUACGGUAUUCACACGGUGCAGAUCAAGCGGACCGCGAAACUUGUUACCUCGAUGCUCAAAUUUAUCCAACAGAUCCGGAGACGCACUUUGAAACCGGAUGUGCUGCGUGGCGGCGUACCCUUGUCGAUGGACCAGUACGAUAAGUUGUUUGGGUCCUCGCGGAUCCCGCCUGGUCCAGGGGAGCAGUCCUGCCACUUGCAGAGUGACCCGACGUCGCACCACGUUAUGGUGAUGUACAAGUCGCAGUUCUACUGGUUCGACGUGCUAGACGUGCACAACAGGCCGAUCUUCACCACACCGGCAGAGCUGGAGUAUAACUUGUACUCGAUCCUUAUGGACGGGAACACGGACCAGGACGUGCACAGACUGCCCUUUGGCGUCUUCACCACGGAGAGCAGAAGGAUAUGGUCCAACAUCAGGGACUACGUGGCGCAGAGCGAGGACAAGACGAACUGGAAGAACGUGAAGUUGAUCGAUUCAGCGCUGUUCGUCAUUUGUCUCGACGACGUUGCAUUUGACGAUACACCACAGGGCCAACAGGAGUUGGCAACCUCAAUGCUCUGCGGGACCUCUAAAGUGCAACUCGACUUCAAGUCCGCGGCGAUGCCCUUGAACAUCCAGAGCGGGACUUGUCUCAACCGCUGGUACGAUAAGUUGCAACUGAUCGUGACGAUGAACGGGAAGGCAGGGAUCAAUUUUGAACACACGGGCAUCGACGGGCACACGGUGCUCCGGCUGGCCACGGACAUCUACACUGACUCGAUCCUGAGUUUUGCACGGGGGGUCACGGACAACGUCCCUGACAUCUUCGACCCGAACGGGCUGCGCGCCUCAUCUGCGUCAGGGUCCCCGCCCCCUGGCAGGGAAUCCUCCCCCUCCGCAAAGGCGAACUUGAUCACGAUCCCGCGGAAACUCGAGUGGAAGAUCGACCCGUUCCUGCUCUCAUCCUUGCACUUUGCGGAGACGAAGAUCUCGGACCUGAUCUCGCAGUACGAGCUUGUGUCCCUGGACUUCGAGAAGUUCGGCGCCUCGCACAUCAAGUCCAGCUUCAAGUGUUCCCCCGACGCGUUCACGCAGCAGAUCUUCCAAGUCGCGUACUACGCACUGUACGGGAAGUUCGAGACCGUGUACGAGCCGGCGAUGACGAAAGUGUACCAGAACGGACGCACGGAGGCGAUCCGGUCCGUGACCGUGCCCUCCAAGAAGUUUGUCAAGUCCAUAUUCGACCGGCGUGCGACAGACGAGGACCGGAAACAGUUUCUCCAGGAUUCUUGCAAGGAACACUCGAGAAUCACAAGGGAGUGUUCCAUGGGUCAAGGCCAGGACCGUCACCUGUACGCGCUGUACUCGAUCUGGAACCAGUGGUACAGGGACGCAAUGCCCUUGCCACCUCUCUUCAAGGAUCGGUCCUGGCAACUGAUGGCCACGAACGUGCUGUCGACGUCGAACUGUGGGAACCCGUGCCUGAGGAGUUUCGGGUUCGGGCCCGUGACGCCGAACGGGUUCGGCAUCGGGUACAUCAUCCGGAACAACUCGAUCUCGAUCGUCGUGUCCUCGAAGCACAGACAGACGCAGCGGUUCGUCUCGCUCAUCGAAAAAUCGCUGCUGGAGAUCGACCACAUCUUCAACAGGGACAAGAACUCGAACGCAGAGGAGACGGACUACCUCGUCAACUCGAGAGGACUCGUAGAGGCCCCAAACAAGACAAAAUCAGACGACUUACGAUACCUGCUAGCAGGCUACGACUACUUCGACGUGAGCGUCACAGGCUAG
Messenger RNA from Huiozyma naganishii CBS 8797, 2142 nucleotides. RefSeq names its product carnitine O-acetyltransferase YAT1 (gene YAT1). The record is from RefSeq and is a predicted model, not a curated record. Gene Ontology annotation, biological process: carnitine metabolic process. Gene Ontology annotation, cellular component: mitochondrion. Lineage: Eukaryota; Fungi; Ascomycota; Saccharomycetes; Saccharomycetales; Saccharomycetaceae. The coding region runs from base 1 to 2142 and encodes 713 amino acids. The transcript has a single exon. Gene Ontology annotation, molecular function: carnitine O-acetyltransferase activity.